Molecule: messenger RNA, 1440 nt
Organism: Emys orbicularis (European pond turtle)
Lineage: Eukaryota; Metazoa; Chordata; Testudines; Emydidae
Gene: ZBTB8B
Product: zinc finger and BTB domain containing 8B
Exons: 3
Coding region: 1-1440 (479 amino acids)
Biological process (GO): regulation of transcription by RNA polymerase II
Molecular function (GO): RNA polymerase II cis-regulatory region sequence-specific DNA binding; DNA-binding transcription factor activity, RNA polymerase II-specific; protein binding
Source: RefSeq, a predicted model, not a curated record
AUGGAGAUGCAGUCAUAUUACACGAAACUCUUGGGAGAGCUCAAUGAGCAAAGAAAGAGGGAUUUCUUUUGUGACUGCAGUAUUAUUGUGGAAGGCAGGAUCUUCAAAGCUCACAAGAACAUUCUCUUUGCCAAUAGUGGCUACUUCAGAGCCUUAUUGAUUCAUUACAUUCAAGACAGUGGGCGACACAGCACUGCUUCUUUGGACAUUGUUACUUCAGAGGCCUUCUCCAUCAUCCUAGAUUUCCUUUAUUCAGGGAAGCUGGAUCUUUGUGGAGAAAAUGUUAUUGAAGUCAUGUCCGCAGCUAGCUACUUGCAGAUGACUGAUGUGGUCAAUUUUUGCAAAACAUACAUCAGGUCAUCGCUAGAUAUUUGCAGAAAAAUAGAGAGAGAAGCUGCUUUCUAUCAGGCUGAUAGCGGAAGCUCUAGUUCUGUCAGAGAGGGCACUUCUUAUGGUACAAAGAGCCAGUGCUCUGCCUCCGUCUCUUCUCUGCAAGAAAAGGAAAGGAUUUCUGAUUGUCAGAGAGAUCCUCCCUGUGGUGAAUGUAGCAGCUGCCACCCAAUGGAACUUGUGGUGAGAGACCCUGAAAGCAGUGAUUCUCCAGAUGACAUUAAUUCUUCUCUGCCCAAAGGGGUAGUAGAACCAAAAGUAGAAUUUGACUCUGAUGAAGUGGAAGUAGAAGUGGGUGAACGACUACAGCAGUAUCCAACUCCGUUAUCUCUUGAGCAGAUGGAAGAGGGGCUGCACAGUGGCCAGGCAAUGGACUUAGCCUGCAAUAACUAUCAUAUGAAACAGUUCCUGGAGGCCCUGCUACGCAGCAGUGCGGCUCAAAGAAAAGAUGAUGUGGUUCAUCACUUUGUUCGGGGCUUUGAGGGUAGGCCAGAAGAUGCAGGGGUGGCCAUGAGUUCCAUGAUGGACAUUCACAGCGACUGGUACGGUGAGGAUACAGGUGAUGUGUUAGUUGUGCCAAUCAAGCUCCACAAAUGCCCGUUCUGUCCCUACACGGCUAAGCAGAAGGGAAUACUAAAACGGCACAUUCGCUCUCAUACAGGGGAGAGACCCUACCCUUGUGAGACGUGCGGCAAACGCUUCACCCGGCAGGAGCACCUUCGGAGUCAUGCUCUGAGUGUGCACCGAUCAAACAAGCCAAUUAUCUGCAAGGGUUGCAGAAGAACGUUCACAAGUAGCCUAUCGCAGGGAUUACGGCGCUUUGGCUUGUGUGACAGCUGCACUUGUGUAACGACUACGCAUGAGGAUUCAAUGCCCAUUAACCUCAGUCUGAUGGAACCUUCAUCAGAAGGUCAAGAAAAGGGUGAUACAGACAAUGAUUGGCCUAUAUAUGUAGAAUCUGGUGAGGAAAAUGAUCCAGCUGAUGAUGAUGAUGCUGAUGAUAAGCAGGAGAUCCAUAGAAGCUUAUCAGACCGAGAGGCACUUAUGUAG